AUGGGGGACUUUAAUUAUCAAUACAAGGAUCGAAGGAUGGACGGAACAUUGUCUAGCGCCCCUAAGGAAUGGACGGAUCUGUUAGAUGACUACUACAUUGACAUUUUUGGAGAUGACAAACAGAUAACAUGGCAUAGUGGGAGAAACUCGGCCAUCUUGGAUUAUGUGUUUUGCAGUACGAAUGCUCAUCAUCAAAUUCCUAGUAUCCAUCAACAGUAUCUCUCUCCAGAAUGGACGGAUCAUGAAUUAUUAGGCUUCACUUUCAAGUAUCAAGACAAUAAUGGACGAGGACCUGGCAGCUGGAAGGCUAACCCAUUUUUGGCUCGCAAUCGACAGUUUCGCAAGGCAUUAGCCGAAUUUCUCUUGGCUAAUGAAGAGCAAUUUACACUAAUCAAAUCCUUUUCUACUCCUCAACAACAGUGGGAUUGGGUAAAAGCUGAAGUCAAGAUUUUCAUCAAGUCAUUUCAAUUAGAAGAUCUGAAUUGGAGGAAGAAACAACUGCAUCAGUUACUGUCCAAGCGAAACAAGAUGAUGAGACAACACAAGCAUAGAGGUUUGGUUUUCCAAGGCCUAGAUCAUGUCAAUACUCAAAUCAAACUACUGCAACACACUAUAGCGGAAAUUGAGAUUCUCAAAGCCGGCAAGUUUUGGAGGGAAAAUGGUGAGAAGUCUGCUGGUUUCCUGAAGAGGAGAGCUUUGGCCAGAGAGAAUCAGCGCUCUAUCACUGAAUUGAGGGACCCCACUACUGAUGAACUCUGUCGCGAUCAACAGGGUAUCUCCACCAUAGCGACUAACUUCUACUCUACUCUAUUUACUCCCGACCCAACUGAUUCAGUAGCUCUUAGUACCUUGAUCCGAUCCAUUCCUGGUCAUUUGAAAAUCUCUAGCGAACAGCAGGAAUCUCUGAUGUUAUCAAUCGACAUGGAAGAACUCUUGGAAGAUAGCAAACACACCCGCAGACUCAGCAGCCCUGGCCCAGAUGGCCUGCCUUACGAGAUUCUGUACUUGGUUUUGAAAUAUCCUCCGUUGCAUGCCCUUGUCACCGAUGUAUUCAACACAGCUCUACAGAAGGGUAAGUUUCCUAAAUCUUGGAACGAAACCAUUAUGUGUCUUUUGUACAAGAAAGGCGAUCCAGCUCACAUGAAAAACUAUCGACCUUUAUCCUUGGCCAACUCGGAUUACAAGCUUUUUACUCGAUGCAUCAACCGGCGUAUCAUGGACGUCUCUACCCAGCUUAUCAGCCGCCACCAGUUAGGAUUCAUUCCAGGACGAUAUAUUGCUGAAAAUGGUAUGAUUUGUCAACUAAUCAUGGAAGACGCACAACGAAAAUGGACAGUUGCGGAACAACGGGACGACGAUCCUACAUUUGGCUCUUUGGAUGCUGAUAUUGGCCUUCUCCUUGAUCAAGAAAAGGCAUAUGAUCGUGUAAAUUUAGACUACCUUCGGCACGUCUUGCUGAAAUUUGGCUUCCCCCGCCCUUUGGUGAAAUGCAUCUACAAGUUAAUGGGUGACAACCUGAUUCGCAUCAACCUCAAUGGACACUUAUCGUCCGAAGUGGCGAAACUGAGAGGUUUGAAGCAGGGUGAUCCACUGUCUCCAAUCCUAUACAAUCUAGCUUUUGAACCCUUCUUGUUGGCCAUAAUUAACGAUCGUCAAUUCCAAGGGUACCUUAUGGGAACUGAACAAACCAAGCUUCUUUGUUAUGCUGAUGAUGCCUUGGUAUUUGUCCAUGAUUCUGCUGAUCUCGCUCGGUUGCAAAUACAUAUGUCCAGGUAUUGCGGCGCUUCCAAUGCCAAAUUCAACUACGAUAAGGUGGAGGCCUUUUCGGUAUCUGGCAGAGAUACAUGGGAUAUUUGGGAGACCUCGUUGGCUCAAAUCCACAUCAAUCAUCUACAUUCCGUUGAAGAUGAUGUACCUUUAAUCUAUUUGGGGUUUCCUUUGGUUCAAAGUCGUCUCCAACGUGUCAACUUCAUGGGCUCGCUGGUAACAAAGAUCAAAAUUGCCACUCAAAUACAUUCUACUCGAUCACUGUCGGUUGUCGGUCGAGCUACUGUCUUGAACUCUCUUUUGCUCUCCAAACUUUGGUACAUCCUACGGGUUACUCCGUUGACUCUGGCAGACUUCAAACAGCUGAGAUCUCUUGCCAUACAAUUUUUGAGAAAGAACAUAUUCCCCGUCAUCCCAUGGUCUGUCUGGACCCUCCCAAAGGAACAAGGUGGUCUCGGGGUGAUCGACAUCCAGCUACAAGCUUCGGCGUUGUACUUUCGAUGGUUGCAACCUUUGUUGGUGUAUGAUCAAUCCACCAUUGAUGCCCAUCCUGUGUCAUCUCUUCUCAGCCAUCACAUUCGAAAUGUUAACAACUGCCAAUUUCACCAAAUCCCUUUGCUUUUUCCCUCGUCUCGUUCUCAAGGGUUACUGAAACAACGAACUGGCACUGUGGAUAUGAUAUAUCGUGCUGUUGAUUAUCUCCCUCGUUCUUUUGGCUCUGCCCGCAUUAAUACAGCUACAGCUAUGGCGUUGCCACUGCAGGCUGCAGUGUUUGUCCCUCUCUCCUCCAGCUUCGUGCUUCCUCUUCGUGUCAAAGAAAUGAUGGUGGCCGACGUUUUUCAGUAUGAUUCCCGGCUCAAUUUCGUCCAUUGGAAGGAUACUCGCGACCCCUCUCUGCUCACCUGGAAAAGAACUCCCUCCACAGUGUUCAAAGGCCUAGCGACAGGGAAAUUACAGUUUCAACCUUACUUCGAGCCAGUCUGUAGCCCAGCUCCUUUAGAGGAUUCAGUCGUCUCAUUUGCUCCUUUGAUUGAGCAGUUUCGUCUUCUUGAUGAUCAACCUCUUGGUAAUGUUCAGGCCUCGGCUAAGGCAUUUCGUCGGGCUGUCCUUUCGUCUGUGGUCUCUCCUUUGGCAUUGCGCAAAAUCUCUGCGUCCAGCUGGAAAUUUUUUUGGUCCCUGUCUCUUACCACUGUCCAACGUAAUGUGAUAUACCGUCUCAUUCUGGGUCGAAUUCCUCACCGUCGAUUUUUGCAUUUUAUUAUGCCCAAAGUCUUUGUGUCUCCUCUCUGUCCAGUUUGUUUGUCUAUGAACGAUUCCCCAAGUCACCUCCUCUUUCAUUGUCCUUCUAAAGAGAAAGUUUGGCAGGGAGUCAUCUUCGAGUUUCUGUGGCCUACCACCUCGAUUCUAGAUAUUAAAGAGGCUCUUCUGCAACUUGAUUUCUCCAACGUUUGGUAUUGCCAAAUUGCUGGAAUCAAGCCUUUCCGAAUCCUCAUCAUCACCCUUGGUCAACUGUGGCUUGCCCACAUGAGGUUCAUCUAUGACAAUGUUCCUAUGGACCAUACAGCGAUAUUGGCCAGUAUUCGAACCAGUGUUCGUCAGACCAUUGCGGAAGAUCAGUGCCAUUCCCUCCUGUAA
Molecule: messenger RNA, 3402 nt
Organism: Mucor velutinosus
Lineage: Eukaryota; Fungi; Mucoromycota; Mucoromycetes; Mucorales; Mucoraceae
Product: Sterol 3-beta-glucosyltransferase
Exons: 1
Coding region: 1-3402 (1133 amino acids)
Source: RefSeq, a predicted model, not a curated record